This is a messenger RNA of Sphenostylis stenocarpa, 1527 nucleotides long. Lineage: Eukaryota; Viridiplantae; Streptophyta; Magnoliopsida; Fabales; Fabaceae. The record is from the annotation of a GenBank genome assembly.
AUGAGUGGCAGAGCCAUUAUCUCCUGUUUUUCUCCUCCCUCAACUUCAUGCUUCAUUCCAUUAUCGCGCCGAACCCACUUCCCCCAUGCACCUCUACCGCCGCGGCUCCUGCUCCCGCGGCGGAGCCACCUCCUCGUUGCCGUCGGGAGGGACAGUGGGAAGAUGUGGGCGAAUGUGAAGUCGGAGAAGAACGUGUCGGAGACCCCCAAGUAUGAGGAUGUUGUCGUUCAGAAGGCGCGCGGUUUGGAUGACGUGGAGGAGGAAGGCAAGUGGUGGAAGGUGUUCCCCAAGAGAUGGGUCAUUGUGGUUCUCUGCUUCUCCGCUUUUCUUCUCUGUAACAUGGAUAGGGUAAAUAUGAGCAUUGCUAUACUUCCUAUGUCUGCAGAGUAUAACUGGAACCCCAGCACUGUAGGUUUGAUACAGUCUUCUUUCUUUUGGGGAUACCUCCUCACUCAGAUUGCUGGUGGAAUAUGGGCAGAUACUGUGGGAGGAAAGCAGGUAUUGGGAUUUGGCGUGGUUUGGUGGUCAGUUGCCACAGCUCUCACUCCUAUAGCUGCCAAACUUGGAUUGCCUUUUCUACUGGUUGCUCGUGCAUUCAUGGGGGUUGGUGAGGGUGUUGCUAUGCCAGCCAUGAAUAAUAUUCUGUCAAAAUGGGUUCCUGUGUCAGAGAGAAGUAGAUCACUAGCACUGGUCUACAGUGGCAUGUAUCUUGGAUCAGUCACUGGACUGGCCUUUUCUCCCUUCCUAAUUCAUCAGUUUGGAUGGCCAUCAGUAUUUUACUCCUUUGGUUCUCUAGGGACAGUCUGGUUUUCUGUGUGGCUUAGUAAGGCACAUAGUUCACCUCUUGAAGAUCCUGAACUGCGGCCUGAAGAAAAGAAGCUCAUUACUACCAACUGUUUCUCCAAGGAACCUGUGAAAACAAUACCUUGGGGAUUAAUUUUGUCAAAAGCUCCAGUGUGGGCUCUAAUAGUGUCCCAUUUUUGCCACAACUGGGGAACCUUCAUUCUUCUUACAUGGAUGCCAACAUACUAUAACCAAGUAUUGAAGUUCAAUCUUACAGAAUCUGGGCUAUUUUGUGUUUUACCGUGGUUGAUAAUGGCACUUUCGGCAAAUGUUGGUGGUUGGAUUGCAGACACUCUAGUGAGCAAGGGUGUAUCAGUUACAAGGGUCCGCAAGAUAAUGCAAACAAUUGGAUUUUUGGGACCGGCUUUCUUCUUAACUCAAUUGAGCCACGUUAAUUCUCCUGUGAUGGCUGUUUUGUGUAUGACGUGCAGUCAGGGAACUGAUGCUUUCUCUCAGUCCGGAUUAUAUUCGAACCAUCAAGAUAUUGCCCCUCGAUAUUCUGGGAUAUUGCUUGGUCUAUCUAAUACUGCUGGAGUAUUGGCUGGUGUCUUUGGAACAGCAGCAACAGGUUACAUUCUGCAGCAUGGCUCCUGGGAUGAUGUUUUCAAGGUUUCAGUUGGGUUGUAUUUGGUUGGAACUGUGGUGUUUAAUCUUUUUUCAACUGGUGAAAAGGUCUUGGAAUAA